GAUUUUUAAUAAAGGUUUUCGGUGAAUAUUGCGGUGUUUAGGGGUUCCAUAACAUAGAGCAUAAUAUAUUGGAGAUAGUAAUGUAAACACACCAAUCCUUGGCGCAAGUAAUUCUUAAAAUAGAAUUACACGAAACAGAUAAUUAAAAUUUGUACAAUUACGGUUUAAUUCCUACAUCCUUUUAAAUAAGUUGUGGAAAAUCUAAAAAUUGGUUUAAGACUAGCCAUACUUCGAGAUGGCAAGCGGCACUUGGGAGGAGUUCUUCGCGGCUCACCUACCUCCGCCUGACUUCGAAGACAACAGAUCGCUAUUGAAGGAGUUCUGCGAACGCCAUGAUCAAUACGGCAACAGGAUUGCUCUAGUGACCUCAGGUGGAACGACAGUGCCACUAGAGCACAAUACGGUGCGUUUCGUGGACAACUUCAGCGCCGGCACACGAGGCUCUGCUUCUGCCGAGUAUUUCUUGGAGCAUGGCUACGCUGUGAUCUUCAUGCACCGGCAGAAGUCUUUGGAGCCUUUCACGAGGCACUUCAGCGGGCAGAAGUUGCUCGAUAUGCUGGAUAUUCAGGAGCGAGGGCCCAAUACGACAAUAACCGUGAAGCCGGACAGCGUGGACGUUUUGGCUCCGAUCCUGCUGCGGUACAAGGCGGCGCAUUCGGCGGGAGCGAUCCUGCAUGUUUCGUUCACGACGGUGUCGGAGUACUUCUGGCUGUUGCGAGCCGCCUGCGAGUGCCUCACCAACCUCGGACCCCGGGCCGUGCUGUACCUGGCUGCGGCGGUGUCAGACUUCUAUAUCCCCAAGGAUCGAGUUCCCACUCAUAAGAUGCAGUCGGCAAGUGGAGCUCCGGUGAUCCAGCUCCAGCUGGUACCGAAGAUGCUGGCGCCGCUCGUGAACCUCUGGGUUCCGGAGGCCUACGUGGUCUCCUUCAAACUGGAGACGGAUGAGAAUCUCCUCGUGCCCAAGGCCAGGGCUGCCCUCGAUAAAUACAAACAUAAGAUGGUAGUGGCUAAUUUACUUCAGACGCGUCAUCAUCGUGUGAUACUUGUGACUCCGGACGAGACGCAGGAAAUAUUACUCACCCGGGAGGAGGUUCAUGCGGGUGUGGACAUCGAAGCAUCAAUAGUUCUGGAGCUGGUCCGUCUCCACGCGGAGCACCUGGCCCCCUGCGGCGCCCCCCCGGCGGCCCCCCACGGCUCGCUGGCCCCGCUGGCCCCCCACGCGCCGCCGACCCCGCGCACCCCGCGCUGACACUCGCGCACCCGACGCCGUCUCUACCUCACCGCCGACUAGACUGCACUAGCUCCCCCACAGAACAAACCACACCAUUGCGAUCAUAGUCGGUAAAAUCAAUAAAUUAUAUCCUAGCGGUCCAUAUUUAUGUUGAGUUGUCAAAGCUUUAUAAUGCUUUUUUGAGAGCGUUAUAACUCAUCAUGAAUUAGUGCCAUACUUAAACCAUACUUUCGGAGACGCUUUAGAUAUUUGCUUCUAGGUUUUCCAUACAAUUGGUAUGCAUUGGAUUUAUUCAUUAAAUUUGAUAAGCGGUGAUCCUUGAUGAGCGCGACCUUUGUUCACGAACAGAUCCAAAAAAAUCCAGAAGCUAUACUAAAAUGAUUAUAUAGUAAUUAAAACUUUGAUAAUUUUUUAUCAAGUUUUUUUUAAAUAGUGAAUACCGCUCGAGGUUAGCCAUCUAAGCGUCACAAGUAUAUUCCCAUAUUCUGAAAAUCAUAAUAAUAUGUAUAUAAUUGGAAGCAGCUUGUUGUCGACGUAUUGCCAUAGUCAAUGACACGGAUGGCUGUAGUAUUGUAAAGCUAUAGUAAAAAAACACACCCUGUGAACAAGAACGUUACAGCAAAUCUGAUGAGCGGAAAACCCGUUAGCACCAAUAGGUGCCCACUAAACAAUAAAUGGGACGUGAACUUUUGCAUGCGUAUAGAGCUGCAAUAGAUUACCUUUAUUGUAUAGUGAAAUAUUCGUCAAAAAUUGGCUUAACACGUUGAACGCCACACGAAAAAUCGAGUAUUUUCAUUCACGCAACGGUGCUCACCGGUGAACCUUAGUGAGCCUUAUUGAACCAUUCGGGCCGUGAGGGUCACCCGUGAGUCGCGUGAGGGUUCCAACGUAAACGCUUUUUACAAGCCACAUACUUCAGCUAUC
Messenger RNA from Bombyx mandarina (wild silkworm), 2155 nucleotides. It is a transcript of the gene Ppcs, whose product is annotated as phosphopantothenoylcysteine synthetase. The record is from RefSeq and is a predicted model, not a curated record. NCBI's taxonomy places the organism in Eukaryota, Metazoa, Arthropoda, Insecta, Lepidoptera, Bombycidae.